This is a messenger RNA of Sphaeramia orbicularis (orbiculate cardinalfish), 7041 nucleotides long. It is a transcript of the gene atp10a, whose product is annotated as ATPase phospholipid transporting 10A. Gene Ontology annotation, molecular function: ATP binding; ATPase-coupled intramembrane lipid carrier activity; magnesium ion binding. The record is from RefSeq and is a predicted model, not a curated record. NCBI's taxonomy places the organism in Eukaryota, Metazoa, Chordata, Actinopteri, Kurtiformes, Apogonidae. The transcript is spliced from 21 exons. Bases 195 to 4640 code for a protein of 1481 amino acids. Gene Ontology annotation, cellular component: plasma membrane. Gene Ontology annotation, biological process: phospholipid translocation.
GCCAAAGUUUUCCUCUGACUCGCAAAAAGAGGAGUCGACAUGGAUGAAAAGGAGCUGUUUGUGUGAAGAAACGACAAGCCUGAGGAAACCAGUGUCCACACGGUUAAAGAAUGAUUACUUAGCUAGUUAGCGGGGAGUUAUUUAGUAGUUAGCAGGGGAGACAAAAAGCAAAAGUGUUGGGAAAGUUAGAAGCUAUGGCGCGAGACGGGGAAGACGCCGGGAUGGUCAAAGCAGCAAAAGUCAAAAGGCAAAGAAAGAAGAAAACCAAGGAGAACAAAACCAGGACUGUCCACGCAAACAUAUUAUAUGAUAACGCCAAAGGGGAGGAAAACCCCAACCGACACUAUGCAAACAACAAGAUUAAGACGACCAAAUACACUCUUCUGUCCUUCCUACCAAAGAACCUUUUUGAACAGUUUCAUCGCUUUGCUAAUGUUUACUUUGUUUUCAUCGCGUUGCUAAACUUUGUUCCAGUUGUCAACGCGUUUCAGCCAGAACUCGCCCUGGCUCCUGUAGUUUUUAUUUUAUCUGUCACUGCUAUUAAAGACCUCUGGGAGGACUACAGGAGACACAGGUCGGAUAAAGAAAUCAAUCACAUGGACUGUCUGGUCUACAGCAGAGUGGAGAGACGUUACGUGGAGAAGUACUGGAAGGAGGUGCGAGUGGGAGACUUCAUCAGACUGCGAUGUAAUGAGAUCCUGCCGGCCGACGUCCUGCUGCUGACCUCCAGUGACCCCGACCGCCUCUGCCACAUUGAGACCGCCACACUGGACGGAGAGACCAACCUCAAGCAGAGGCAGGUCGUCCGCAGCUUCUUUGACCUGGAUUGUGACUUCGACCCCACAAAAUACAACAGCAUAAUUGAAUGUGAAAAACCCAACAAUGACCUGAACAGAUUUCGAGGCUACAUAAUUCACCGAAGUGGCAGAAGAGAUGCACUUUACAAAGAAAACCUGCUGCUGAGAGGCUGCACCAUCCGCAACACAGAGGAGGCUGUGGGAAUAGUUAUUUACGCAGGUCACGAGACCAAAGCCAUGCUGAACAACAACGGCCCGCGUUACAAGCGCAGUAAACUGGAGAGACAGAUGAAUGUAGAUGUGUUCUGGUGUGUCAUCAUCCUGCUGGUCAUGUGCCUUUUUGCUGCUGUUGGUCACGGACUGUGGAUGUUUCAGUACGGAGAUAAGAGGCCUGUGUUUGACGUUCUCAGUCCAGAGGGGACAGACUUAUCACCUAUCAUGUCAGCUAUUUAUCUCUUCCUCACUAUGAUCAUCGUCUUUCAGGUGCUGAUACCCAUCUCCCUUUUCGUGUCGAUUGAGAUUGUCAAGAUCUGCCAGGUGUUCUUCAUUCACCAGGACAUGGAUCUGUACGACGAGGAGACCGACUCUCACCUGCAAUGCAGAGCUCUUAAUAUCACUGAGGAUCUGGGCCAGAUGCAGUACAUCUUCUCUGACAAGACGGGCACCCUGACCGAGAACAAGAUGGUGUUUCGUCGCUGCACGGUGGCAGGGGUGGAAUACUCGCAUGAUGCCAAUGCCAGAAGACUUGCUAUGUACCAGGAGAUGGACUCUGAGGAAGAGGAGUGCACAUCUCAUGGUGGGACCCUUCCCAGACGGGACAGCGUGACGAGCCACCAGAGCGCCCGGGUGGUUCUACGCUCCCAGAGCACCAAGUCCCACCGGAGAACGGGCAGCCGAGCGGAGGCCAAGCGAGCCAGCAUCCUGUCUAAACACACGGCCUUCAGCAGCCCCAUGGAGAAAGAUAUCACCCCCGACCCUCAGCUCCUAGACAAAGUCAAUGAAUGCAGCAGUCAGAUGGACUUCAUGCGCUUCCACAGCCAGCCCAUGUCCCAGCUGCCCUCUGACCUCUCAGACAUCAUUGAUUUCUUCAUCGCUCUCACCAUCUGCAACACGGUGGUGGUGUCCUCCCCCAACCAGCCACGGCAGAAGGUCAGGAUGAGAUUUGAGCUGAAGUCCCCCGUGAAGACCAUCGAGGACUUCAUCAAACGCUUCACGCCUAGCAGGCUGACCUCAGGCUCCAACAGCAGCAGCUCAUCCAGCCUCAUCACUAACCGCUCCUCCAACAGGGGCUGCUCCAGCAUCCUGUCCUCCCCCUCUGCAGAGAGCACGCUCACCAAGUUGGAUGAGGAGAAGCCUCCAAACCUGGAGCACACCUUCAGCCCCGUUCCGCCCUGUUACAGUGAAAAGGCCUGGGCGGUAGCGGAGGGAGAGCUGCGGUAUGAGGCCGAGUCACCUGACGAGGCUGCGCUGGUCUACGCCGCAAGAGCGUACAAGUGCUCCCUGGUGGGACGGCUUCCGGACCAGGUGACUGUGGAACUGCCUCACCUGGGGAAACUGAGCUUUGAGCUGCUGCACACACUGGGCUUCGACUCCACCAGGAAACGCAUGUCUGUGGUGGUUCGGCAUCCGCUCACCGACCAGAUCACUGUCUACACUAAAGGAGCAGACUCUGUCAUCAUGGACCUCAUCAAACCCCCCAACACAGGUAACUCCAAAGGGAAACGGCAAAAAAAGAUUGUCUACAGGACCCAAAACUACCUGAACCUGUACGCUGCAGACGGUCUCCGCACACUGUGCAUCGCAAAAAAGGUUCUGACCAAAGAGGAAUAUGCCUGCUGGCUUCAGCGCCACCUAGAGGCUGAGACAGCCAUCCAGGGAAGAGAGGAGCUGCUGUUUGAGUCAGCCCUGAGGCUGGAGACCAACCUCCAUCUCUUGGGAGCGACUGGCAUCGAGGACCGCCUGCAGGACGGGGUUCCUGAGACUAUAGCCUCUCUGCGGAAGGCAGGCCUGCAGAUAUGGGUGCUGACGGGGGACAAACAGGAGACAGCUGUCAAUAUCGCGUAUGCCUGUAAGCUGCUGGAGCCUGAAGAGGAAAUCCUGACACUGAACGCCGAUUCUCAGGAGGCGUGUGCUUUGUUGCUGGAGGAAAGUUUACACUACAUCCAGGCUAAAUUCCUCUGCAGCUCUGCGGACCAUGCUGCCAAGGCCUUCACGGCCAACUUUGCACCCUUUGAGAUCUAUCCCUCUUCGUCUCCGUCCUCAUCCUCUGUGCCCUUCAUGGUGCACCGGUUGGGCCUGGUCAUCGACGGCCGGACUUUGGCCUACGCCCUGGACAAGAGCUUGGAGGAUAAAUUCUUGGCUGUUGCCCGGAGCUGCCGUUCGGUGCUCUGCUGUCGUUCCACGCCACUGCAGAAGAGCAUGGUGGUCAAACUGGUGCGGAACAAACUGAAGGUCAUGACGCUCGCCAUAGGUGACGGCGCGAAUGAUGUCAGCAUGAUCCAGGUGGCUGACGUGGGCGUGGGCAUCUCGGGACAGGAGGGGAUGCAGGCAGUGAUGGCGAGCGACUUUGCACUCCCACGUUUCCGCUAUCUCCAGAAGCUCCUGCUGGUCCACGGACACUGGUGCUACUCCAGACUGGCCAACAUGAUCCUAUACUUCUUCUACAAGAAUGCUAUGUUUGUAGCGCUCAUCUUCUGGUAUCAGUUCUACUGUGGAUUCUCUGGUUCGGCCAUGAUUGACCAGUGGUAUCUUAUCUUCUUCAACCUGAUGUUCUCCGCCUUCCCACAACUCAUCACUGGCACUCUGGACAAAGACGUGUCAGCAGAGACUCUCCAACAACUACCUCAGCUCUACAUCAGCGGCCAGAACUCCGAGGAAUAUAAGCCAUAUAUGUUCUGGAUGAACAUGAUCGAUGCCUUCUACCAAAGCCUGGUCUGCUUCUUCAUUCCAUACUUUGCCUACGCCGACUCUGACGUGGAUCUAUUUACAUGGGGAACUCCCAUCACCACCCUCGCUUUAUUCACCAUUCUUCUGCACUUGGGCAUUGAGACCAAAACAUGGACCUGGAUGAACUGGCUGUCCAUCAGUUUCAGCAUAGCCUUGUUCUUCACCGUGGCUCUGUGCUACAACGCCUCCUGCCCCACCUGUUACUCCCCCUCCAACCCCUACUGGACCAUGCAGAGGCUGCUGCAGGACCCCCUCUUCUACUUCCUCUGCGUCAUCACACCUGUCACCGCCCUGCUGCCCAGAUAUUUCUACAGGGCGUGUCAAGGCACACUGUUUCCAAGCCCGGUCCAAGUUGGAAGGCAGUUGGAUAAACUCCCCGCUGAAACCCGCAGGAACAUCCUCAGCCUGAGCAGGGUCAAGGUGGGGUCGCCGCUCAGCACCAAGCCCCCCUUCCUGUCCCUGGCCAAGCCCCUCCCUAAAGGUAGCAAUAAAACAGAGAAGGGGAGCUUCCCCAGCCCAAAGGCGUCGCAGGGGUCCAUUUUACAAACACACGACACACGGAAGUGUCAUAAAAGGAGUCAGAGCGAGCCCCUGGGGCCCAAACACAGUGAGAAGAGCCUCUCUGAUCUGUACACGCUGAUGUCCACAGAGGGGGACACUCUGCCUUACACCAAAGACUCCCAGUGUCUCGAUAAGACUUUAGACGUGAGCGUGUCAAGCUGGAUCACCUCGACGCCGCAGACAGACAGCGUGGAGCUGCCGCCGGACCGAGGCUCGUCCCAGUGCGUCAGAUACACCAGGAACUCAGAGGAAGGACUGGGGUCUGAGCCCAGCGUCCACCAGCCGGGUCGGAGGACGGAGCAGAGGCCAGAACCGGCGUCGCUCACCACGUCAUGACACCAUUCAGUCUUAAGUAUCGAACUCAGACUCCAGUUUGCACGAUAGUUUUUUUUAAAUCUAAUUUUAUUGUAUUUUUCAAGGAGAUUCUUUUAUAAAAGACACAAAGAGGUACUUUAUAUUUUGGAUGUAUAAAAGUUAAGUUACAGAAGCACAUCGCAACCACUGGAAGAAAAAAUAGACAUCUUUGAAGAAAAUAUCUCAGAAUGAUCCUUUAAAACAUACUGACCGUGCAGUCGUGAAAAGUUAAGCCUGUUUUUGAAUCAUGACCAGAAAACGUGGACACGAAAGGAGAAAAUGCAGAUUUUUGCACAAAAUAUUAAUGUUAUAGAAUGACAUGAAGAAGCUCUAAAGUCGAAUAGAAUGAGGUUGAUUUUCUACAGUUCACAAUAAUUGACUGUUUCUCAUGACAAGUCUGAAAAAAAUCUGAUUUUUACAUUAGAAUAUUAAGAUAACAUAGACAUACUAUAAUCCAAUCAAAAGUCUCAUACGUCCAGAGCAGUUAUAAUAUUUACUAAAAUAAAUAAAUCACACAUUAGAACUAAAAAUAAAUAAAAUUGUUAUUCCUUAAGUUUGAAUGCAUUGUUGGAGUCCUAAAUUUCAGGUGCUAUGGUCUUAAACUACAUUUUAUGGUAUAACAAAUAUGCAGAGCAUGUUAGAAAUGUAAGACAAAAUAUGUUAAUCACAUUGAACAGGCAAAGCACCAUUAUCACAAUCUUUUUGUUUUCCAGCCCUAUAUUAAUGUUCCAGAUACCAUUACUGUUAUGGGACACAGACAACCAUUAGAGUGUAAUUUAGUGCUACUUGUAUUUUAUGUAAAAGUUUUUUGGAUUUUAGGGCUUGUUUAGAACUAUUUUAAUGUAAAAAUCUGCUUUUUUUCAGUUUGUUUUUCUGUGUGGAGUUUCAUGUGCUCCUCGUUUCUGUGUGGGUUCUCUCCAGUUCUCCGGCUUCCUCCCACCAUCCAAACACAUGCACCUUAAUGGGUUAACUGGUCAAAUCUAAAUCACCCAUAGGUGUGAAUGUGAGUGAAUGGUUUGACUGUAUAUGUCAGGAUUAAGAAGGUUCAGAGAACGAAUGAAUGAAUGAAUGACUGUUACGUGAAUUGGUAAUUAGGUUUAACUUUUAACAUAAUUAUCACCUUUUCUCAAAAUUAAACGAUCAGGAUGUUGUAAUUACUGAUAAGAUGUUUAGUUAUUGUCCUUCUUGAGUGAUUGCCAUGUGUUUCUGUACAAAGUAAAGAUAUUUUUGAUGUUUGGGAGUUAAAAGAGCUGGAAUAUCUCCCACUUAUGUGCAAGUUUGAAUCCUGGGAAUUUUCUAUUUCAACAUUCAUCUCAGUGUUCGUUCAGAUCAUUAAUUCAUGUGUUCGUUCUGAUAAAUGGUACAUUCCACCGCUUGGUCUCGGAGCUCUGCCUGUAAACACACAUGACGACCUGGAUCACACGCCGCCGAGGCCUUGAAUCACUGUUCAUGUUCUUGAGAUGGAAAACGGAGCCUUUCAAGCCCCUUCGGAAACACGUUUUGAUGCCAUGUGAGAUUUAUCCUGACAUGGAUCAGCAAACAGAGGCAUUUUAGUUAUGUUACAUAUAGUUUACUUACUGCUGGACUGACAACCUGUUUUUUAUCAAACAUUGAAAAGCAUGUUUAUGUGUUAAUAGCUGUUUUUUUUAUUUUCCAUACAAUACAUUCCACUGAAUUCUUGCAGGAGCUGUACACUUUAAACUGAAUUAUACUUUAGGAGAAUUUAGAAGGAAAUAUUGUCUUAUACAGCAACAAUCUACCAGAAAUGAUGCUUUGUGUCUGUGUGAGAGUGUGUGUGUGUGUGUGUGUGUAUGUGUGUGAGUGUGUAAGAGUAUGAGUGUGUCUAUUGAUUUAAACAGUGCUGGCCAGUCUUAACUUUGGCACUGCACCGUAGAUUGACAACAAGCUACCAUCACACACGUUUCACAAAAAGGUGUACUUGAAGGUCCUUUCUGUUUUUGUUUGGUUUCCAACAGUUAAUAUCCUGUUGGUCUUGUUCUUUUUUUUUUUUUUUCUUGCUGCCUGGUGUUCAGCUGUAAACCCAAAGUCUUUCCCGGUGUCAAACAUGAGGCUAUAAAAAAAUUAACAUUUGCACUUUGUUAAACAUGAUUCCAGAACUGGCGUCGAGCCGGACAAGUGCUCGGAUCCAGCGUGAGAAUGGGAAGUGUUACACUAUCACAAACAUGAUGGAGUGUUAAAAAGUGUAGUAAAUUGGAGCGACGCUACAGCGUGCUUAGAAACAGUUAAAGCAACAGCACCUUGAAUAUGUGUAUGAUUGUUGUACAGUCUUUCUCUGUCUUCAUUGCAGUACUUUUUAUAAAAAAAAAUGUUACCAAAGAUCAUUUAUUUUCUAAGCAAUACUCUGUGCCUUAACACUGGAAAA